UCACCAUCGCUGUUCACUCUGUUUGAACACUCAGGUAGUGUAGCAUGAAAAUGAGCAGGAUGCUGGCUGGGAUCAAAUGUGUCGUGUUUUUGAUGGUCCUGAUUUUCCAGUGGACUCAUGCAAGAGGAGAUACUGAAGUGUCCUGCAUUUUCAUGGAAAGCUGCAUGUUACGGUGCAGCUAUAGUGGCAGUGAUGUAGUCAUCCACUGGCCUCAGGUAUCAGCAGGAGACCUUAAUGUCCACUCAUUCUACAAUAACCAAGACCAGCUCAAACUCCAGAGUGAGCGCUUCAGAGGCAGGACGUCACUAUUCAAUGACCAGAUCGCUGCAGGAAACGCCUCACUGCAGCUGAAAAAGGUGGAGGUUCAGGAUGAAGGCAGAUACAAGUGCUACACCAGCACUGACGGAGGAAACCAAGAAUCAUUUAUUAACCUAAAGAUAAAGGCUUCAGGUAAUUCAGGAGCUAUUUUAGGAGGAGUGAUUGCAGCCAUCGUGAUUACAGGAGUAGUAGCAGCAGUAGGCUUCAUGCUUUAUAAACGCAGAAAAGGGCAACAAGAACCACAAAGUACAGACAGUGAUUCUACAUACGUGAGUAAAUGUUUUAUGAACUACAGUAUGAAAACUUGUUUGAAAACAGUGUUAUGGAUGAACAAUGGAAGGUAUUCAACGACCAGUGGAGGUGAAAUAAGCAGAGAACAGUUCAUGGUGCUUAUUGGUGAAACCUCUCAGUUCAGAGUGCGUGGGCACGGAGGCAGAAACAUUCCUGCACACUUGCGUAAUGACAGCUACAUGAUGAACAAUGGAAGGUAUUCAACGACCAGUGGAGGUGAAAUAAGCAGAGAACAGUUCAUGGUGCUUAUUGGUGAAACCUCUCAGUUCAGAGUGCGUGGGCACGGAGGCAGAAACAUUCCUGCACACUUGCGUAAUGACAGCUACAUUGGACUCAAGCAAGAGGAGAAGCUGAAAAAAAAAGUGACUUCUAGUAAGCUGAACUUUUUUGAUGUCUAUCUUCUGGUUGUUUCAGAUACUGAAGUGUCCUGUGUUUAUAUGGAGAACUGCACAUUGCCAUGCAGCUAUGAGGGUGCUGAUGUAGUCAUUCACUGGCAUCAGGUGUCAGCAGGAAAUCUUCCCGUUCACUCAUUCUUCCACAAUCAAGACCAGCCAGGAAACUCGGCCCAGCGCUUCAAAGGCAGAGCAUCAACCUUCAAGGACCAGAUCUCCAGAGGAAACGCCUCAGUCCUGCUGACAGGAGUGAAGGUUCAGGAUGAGGCCAGAUACAGAUGCUACACCAGCACCAUCAAUGGAAACAUGGAGUCAUUUAUCAACCUAAAGACAGAUGCUCCAGUCCAUAAAGUCGACGUUUACCAGGGAGAAAACGGGAUCACCUGCAGGUCAGAGGGGAUCUAUCCAAAGCCUGAACUCAUCUGGUCCACCAGCCCUCCAUCCAGUCUGACUUUCAAAAACACCACCACAGUCAACCAGACUGAACAGCAGCUUUACAACAUCAGCAGCUCUCUGAUCCUUUCAGGCAGUGAUCACGAUCUGAACUUCAGCUGCACCGUCAGCACUCGCAGAAACAGGAAGAGUGUAGCUUUUCUUAAAAUGCCUUCUCAAGAUGUUCUUGAGUAUGAGAACACAAUCCCAUGCAGUCCAUCAAACAUUACACUCUCAAAUCUCAUUUGGAGAUUCAACCACAGUCAGCUCAUCCUGAAUGGGACUGUCACAAACUACACAGUCUCAGAGAAAUGGAAGCAGCAUGUGAAGAAGCUUUCAGAGUCAGGCAGCCUCACACUACAGGACAUAUCUGCUUUUAGAAUUUUUUGCCGUUAUUGUAGCAACUUUGUUUGUUGCUAUUAUGUUUAAACUACUAGCAGCAGUGGUCGUUAAGAUGUAUGGACGAGGAAGAGGUAAAAUGCCCCCCACCUGUCAGAACUCUGCGCCCCACCUGUGGGGUGCGCUACACACUUUCAUAAUCACUGCCCCAGAGCAUCGAGAACAACGACGAAGAGACAGCAAAAAGGAUACUGCUAAACUUCAGCUAAUAGGAAAUGGAAGCUCUAAAACCAUCCAAGCACGCCCCGGUAAACGCACUGCUUUGGUCCGGUGUGUAGUUCUGUGACUGCAGUGAAGACGUCGAUCCCUCUGAACUCUGCUGAGUUUUGGCUUUCUGCUCAGUAAAGCACAAACUUUCAUGAGUGAAAAACCUGCUGAUGACGACCUUCAAAUCAGUGACUUGGAGCCAUCAAAAACUGAAACGUGCACGCACCCAGGGCCGUGCAGAGAUGUUUAAAGGGGCGGUGCUCAAAGUUAAAAAGGGGCACAUAGAACCAGGCUGAAUAACAACAACACACAUUCAUCUUUUUGUCGCCUGUCCGGUUUGGCUCUUUUGCCAUCAGAAUUAUUGUCUAAAGGCAAAGAAAGACAUACAUUCAUCAAGAAUCUAAUAUGCAAUCGCAUCAUACUAUAUCAUUGUCGUCAGGUAGCAACAGUGCAGCACAAACCUAACCUAUGUUUUACCUGAUGGGGUGCAAUGUUGCUGUUGCUCCUGCUGUUCCUGCUGCUGAUAGUGCUGAGGGCAGAGCUGUGUUGAUCUGAGACAGCACUUGGAAUCAUAAGGCAACAAACUGAGAAAUAAACAAGGCUCUACUUGUGACUCACUCUUUGCCUCUCUUCCUCCUUCCAUCUCGUCAACACUCUCCAUUUGCUGUCCAACGGAGAAUAAGGCACAAUUUGCUAUUGCAUUAAUCUGUUAUUUAAUUAUCCACACUUAACAACUCUUGCACUUAAUUUAUAAUAAAGUUAUAACAAAACAACGUUAUAGAACCAAAACUUUCCAAAUAUGUUUAUUAUUAUUUUAUACUUGAAUACCUCUGAAACAACUGGUACACGUAUGUUACCUGUGCUCCUUGUAAUCCAGCUGCUGAGGGAUCCACUGCCUUUAGCCUCACACAGCUCCUACUGUUUCCUCCUCAUGUCCUUACCUUAAUCAACUGAGGUGAAUGUUAGCAAAUUUACCUGCAGCAAAUAUUAUAUCAGACUCCCUUUGCAGACGAUUAUUUUUUGCAGCUUUUGUAACCACAUGAGCUGCUGGAAGAACCUGUGUGUUUUUUGACUUUUUUGAUUGAUUUUGGUUCUUGACUUUCUUGACUUUGUGUUUUGUUUUGUUUUUAAGUUGACACUGUUCAUUAUUUUAGACAUUUUAACAUCAAAAUAAGUGCUCAUUCUUCUGCUUGUGUUUAUGUGGCAUUUAGACUCUUACUGUAUUCUUCAUACAGUUGGGCAAUAUAAUCAAUCAAAAAUGACAGUCGGAUGAAAACCGUGUUUUCACUUGUCCCAUAAGAAUCUUGUUUGGUUAAUCCACAAAUCUGUGUUUGUACGAGCGAGGGCUCAAAGCAAAGAGAAGAUCAUGUGUUUUUGCUUUUUUUGUUGUUCUUUAACAUCUUUUAAAGAGGAAAAUGAUUACCUAGGCAGGAAGGAUAUUAAUGUAAUUAAGUAUUUUCAAGGGUGACAAUAAUCUUUGAGUUUGUCUUUACCUGCAAAAACUGCAAAAAUAAAAAAGAACAAAGCAUCAGUGACCGAGGAUGGUACUUUAGGAAACUGCACAAGCAAAAAACAUUAAAAAAGCAAGAACAGAAACUUGAAACAUCUGGACAGGAGAUUGUUUUAUUGAGUGUGAUCUUAUUUUAUUUUUAAAUCAAGUUAUUUUAAGGGAUAUAAUUUUAAAAUGAAAUGAUGUUUAUACAAAAUCUUGAAGAUGUUUUCAGUCAUCUGUGAGUCAUCAAAUUUCCUCUGAUGUUUCAAAAAAAGAAAACCAUAAAAAUAUUAAAUGCAUUAUCCUUCUUGUUAACCUACGAUUUAUAUUUUCAUUAGUUUUGGUUCAUUUUUUUAAUUAAAAUUUAUCAUGUCUAACAAUAAAUCGUUGUUUUUUCUCCA
Haplochromis burtoni (Burton's mouthbrooder) is the source of this 3932-nucleotide messenger RNA. RefSeq lists its product as uncharacterized. Gene Ontology annotation, cellular component: external side of plasma membrane. Gene Ontology annotation, biological process: positive regulation of T cell proliferation; negative regulation of T cell proliferation; cell surface receptor signaling pathway. Lineage: Eukaryota; Metazoa; Chordata; Actinopteri; Cichliformes; Cichlidae. The record is from RefSeq and is a predicted model, not a curated record.